Molecule: messenger RNA, 306 nt
Organism: Prorocentrum cordatum
Lineage: Eukaryota; Dinophyceae; Prorocentrales; Prorocentraceae
Source: the annotation of a GenBank genome assembly
GCGGGCUCCGUGCUGGCGCUGGCGCUGGUGCCCUGGAACCCCGAGCCUCGCGUCCCCGCCCUGGACCUCGCCGCGGUGGCCGUGGACCGCGCCGGCGGGCGCGGCCCCGCCACGGAGUCGCUGCUGUUCCCGGGCCUCACCCUGGCCACCCGCGGGCGCGGCCCGGCCGCGCGGGCGGCGGCGGGAAGGCGGCGACCCCGUGCGCCGCGAGCUCCAGCACCAGGGCCACGGCCGCGGCCUGAGCCCGCGGGCCCGAGAGGUCCCUCGGGGGUCCCCGAGCGGGGUGGUGACCACGCCGCGUGGUGA